Molecule: messenger RNA, 3528 nt
Organism: Setaria italica (foxtail millet)
Lineage: Eukaryota; Viridiplantae; Streptophyta; Magnoliopsida; Poales; Poaceae
Product: auxin response factor 17
Exons: 15
Coding region: 787-3528 (913 amino acids)
Biological process (GO): regulation of DNA-templated transcription; response to hormone
Cellular component (GO): nucleus
Molecular function (GO): DNA binding; protein binding
Source: RefSeq, a predicted model, not a curated record
GAGAGGACACACAGAAUUGACAAAAAUCACGCAUGGGAGAGGAGAGGGGAGGGGUCGGGAAGAAAGCUGAAAAAGAGGAGCACCACUCGUGGGGUUAAAACCCCGAGAACAAACUUGGGAAGAGUAGCGAGCAGCCGGAGGGAGGAAGCAGCGGGAGCGAAGCAAGCAAGCUGAGCGAAAGCAUACCGGAGCAGGAAGCGGGAGCACGCACGCACGCACGCGCUUCUCCUCCCUGCUGCCGCAACUGUUCGAGCUCCCAUCCCAGCCGCACGCGCGCGAGAAGGAAGCGAGGAGAGGAGGGAGAGGAGCGGCGGCGAGCGAGCGAGCAUGCUCCCCGGCGGCGGCGGGCGGAUCUGCCGUAGAGCGGCGCGGGGAGCUCGGCGCUAGCGGUCUCCACCAAGCGGGUGCGGGAUCUGACGCCGCGGCGGCUCCUCGGAUCGAGCCAGCGGCGGCGGCGGCGGCGGAGGCCUCCGGCUCUCGGCUCCGGGGACACCGAGAUACAAGGAAGGGAAAGAUUGCGCUUGCGCUUGCGCUUGGCUUCGCUUCGGCGGCGGCGGCCAUCUUCGGGAGCCGCAAUCGCGGCACGCGGUGAAAAAAAGAAAAAGAAAAGAAAAGUUGCUCGUGGUGAAACUGGGAAAGUGAUGGUUUCCUUCGGGAAGGCGCUGUGAUUUGGCCUGAAAAGGAGGAAUCUUUCCUUCGCCUCCCCCUUCCCUUCCCCCGCUCUUAUACCGCCCUCAGAUCGCGGGGCGAGCAGUGUGAUUGGUCCCUCCGCAACGGGGAAGGAAAAUGAGGCUCUCGUCGUCGUCCGGCAGCGUCCUCCCGGCUCAGGCGGGCUCGCCGGAAGCUGUUGAGGAGCACAAGUGUCUGAACUCGGAGUUGUGGCAUGCCUGUGCCGGACCGCUUGUUUCCUUGCCGGCGGUGGGUAGCCGGGUGGUGUACUUCCCUCAGGGUCACAGCGAGCAGGUAGCAGCAUCGACAAACAAGGAAAUGGAGUCUCAGAUCCCUAAUUAUCCUAAUCUGCCUCCACAGCUUAUUUGCCAACUGCAUAAUGUGACGAUGCAUGCUGAUGCAGAGACAGAUGAGGUCUAUGCGCAGAUGACACUACAGCCACUCAACCCGCAAGAGCUGAAGGACCCGUAUUUACCUGCUGAAUUAGGUUCUGCAAAUAAACAGCCAACAAACUAUUUUUGCAAAACAUUGACAGCAAGCGACACAAGUACGCAUGGUGGAUUCUCUGUUCCCCGUCGAGCAGCUGAGAAAGUGUUUCCUCCACUGGAUUUCACUCAGCAACCUCCCUGCCAGGAGUUGAUUGCAAAAGAUCUUCAUGGCAAUGAGUGGAAAUUUCGUCACAUAUUUCGCGGUCAGCCAAAGCGGCAUCUUCUAACCACUGGCUGGAGUGUCUUUGUUAGUGCAAAGAGACUUGUCGCUGGAGACUCUGUCCUUUUUAUCUGGAAUGACAAUAACCAGCUUCUUCUGGGAAUUCGCCGGGCAAGUCGACCACAGACUGUCAUGCCAUCUUCAGUCUUAUCUAGUGAUAGUAUGCAUAUUGGUCUUCUUGCUGCAGCUGCUCAUGCUGCUUCAACAAAUAGCCGCUUUACAAUUUUCUAUAACCCAAGGGCAAGCCCUUCGGAGUUUGUCAUACCACUUGCAAAAUAUGUGAAGGCUGUGUAUCAUACCCGUAUAUCUGUGGGCAUGCGUUUUAGGAUGCUGUUUGAAACAGAAGAAUCUAGCGUUAGGAGAUACAUGGGGACGAUUACCGGAAUUAGUGAUCUUGAUUCUGUUCGGUGGCCAAAUUCACAUUGGCGUUCUGUUAAGGUUGGCUGGGAUGAAUCAACUGCUGGAGAGAGGCAGCCAAGGGUGUCACUAUGGGAAAUUGAGCCCCUGACUACUUUCCCAAUGUAUCCAUCUCCUUUUCCACUCAGGCUUAAGCGUCCAUGGCCAACAGGCUUGCCUUCUCUGCAUGGUGGUAAGGAUGAUGACCUGACUAACUCUCUCAUGUGGCUUCGAGAUACUGCGAACCCUGGUUUCCAGUCAUUAAAUUUCGGCGGACUUGGUGUGAAUCCUUGGAUGCAGCCAAGGCUGGAUGCUUCCUUACUUGGUCUGCAACCUGACAUGUACCAGGCGAUGGCCACAGCUGCUUUCCAGGAUCCAACGAAGCAAGUGUCACCCACGAUACUGCAGUUCCAGCAGCCGCAGAACAUAGCUGGUCGAGCUGCGCCGCUUCUGUCGAGCCAGAUUUUGCAGCAAGUGCAGCCUCAGUUUCAGCAGCAGCCAUACCUUCAAAACAUCUCUGAGAGCACAAUCCAUGGCCAGGGUCAGGCUGAGCUCCUCAAGCAGCAGAUUCAACGAAGCCAUUCAUUUAAUGAGCAGAAGCCCCAGCUGCAACCCCAGCAACAGCAGCAAGAAUCACAGCAGCAAUCACAGUGCCUGCAAGUCCCUCAACAUCAGCAAAUGCAACAACAGAACAACAUGACCAACUACCAGUCAGUGUCUAAUGCAUUGUCAGCAUUUUCUCAAUUGUCGUCAGCCCCUCAGUCUUCACCUGUGGCGCUGCAAACAAUACUACCAUUUUCACAGGCGCAGAGCUUUGCAGAAACGAAUAUGAGCUCAUUGUCUCCAUCUAAUGCCACUGCCAUGCAAAAUACGCUGAGGCCAUUCUCAGCAGAAGCAGCUUCUCAACUGAGCAUGCCAAGGCCUACUGCGGUACCUGUCGCUGACCCAUGGUCAUCGAAGCGAGUUGCAGUGGAGUCUUUGCUUCCUUCUCGGCCCCAGGUUACAUCGCAGAUGGAACAAUUGAAUUCUGCACCACCUAGCAUACCUCAAAGCUCUGCAUUGGCACCACUUCCUGGAAGAGGGUGCUUGGAUCAAGAUGUGAACUCUGAUCCUCAAAACCAUCUCUUGUUUGGUGUUAGUAUAGACUCACAGUCACUACUAAUGCAAGGUGGCAUCCCAGGCCUUCAGAAUGGGAAUGAUUCAACUGCUAUACCCUAUUCCACCUCCAAUUUCCUGAGCCCUUCCCAGAAUGAUUUCUCUUUGGAUCACACACUAAAUUCUUCGGGCUGCUUAGAUGAUGCGGGGUAUGUGCCAUGUUCAGAUAACUCUGAUCAAGUGAAUCGACUACCUGCUACCUUCGUGAAGGUUUACAAAUCUGGAACCUACGGAAGGUCGCUUGAUAUCACUAGGUUUAGUAGCUAUCAUGAGCUUCGUAGGGAACUAGGGCGCCUAUUUGGCCUUGAGGGCCAGUUGGAAGACCCUAUGAGAUCAGGCUGGCAGCUUGUAUUCGUCGACCGAGAGGAGGACGUCCUUCUCGUUGGCGAUGACCCUUGGCAGGAAUUCGUGAGUACGGUAUCCUGCAUAAAGAUACUCUCGCCGCAGGAGGUGCAGCAGAUGGGCAAGCAGGGGCUUGAGCUUCUGAGCUCGGCGGCCCCUGCGAGGAGGCUCGGUAGCAGCUGCGACGACUACGUUAGCAGGCAGGAGUCAAGAAGCCUAAGCACCGGGAUCGCGUCGGUCGGGUCAGUUGAGUUCUGA